UAAAAAAAAAAUCCAGGGUAGAUUCUGGUGCCUACCCACCCGCGAAAGUCCGCCAUUAACGAACACGUUUACUUCGUUUUUCCGCUCGUGCAGCCAUCUCAGUCCGACGUCACGCGCGACAACAACACGAAGGAGGAGAAGGAGAAGAAGGAGAAGAAGAACCCACGUCACUUCACCACCCCCACGCUACCAGGAAGGCUGGAACCAUCCACCGCAAUUCUCUCUCUCUCUCGCGCGCGCGCCGACCCAAUGGCCGUCUUGAAGCGGCUCAUGCUGGCGAGGGCCUCGGCGGUCGUCGCGCGAGGCCUCUGCUCCGGGCGCGAGCUCGGAUCGGGCUCCGGCUGCGGCCCGAAGCAGCUCCCGCUGCAGCGGAGCCCCGAGGGGAGGAACCGCCAGUGGGUCUUCCUCGGCUGCCCCGGCGUCGGCAAGGGGACCUACUCCUCCCGGCUGUCGGGCCUCGUCGGCGUCCCGCACAUCUCCACCGGCGACCUCGUCCGGGACGAGCUCGCCGCCUCCGGCCCGCUCGCUUCGCAGCUUGCAGAGAUCGUUAACCAUGGGAAAUUGGUGCCGGAUGAAAUCAUUAUAGAUUUACUGUCGAAACGUCUUGAAGCCGGAGAAGCGAAGGGUGAGACUGGAUUCAUACUCGAUGGCUUCCCUCGGACCGUAAGACAGGCGGAGAUAUUGGAAGGAGUAACUGAUAUCGACUUAGUGGUCAAUUUAAAGCUUCGUGAAGAAGCUCUACUGGCAAAAUGCCUUGGAAGGAGGAUCUGCAGUCAAUGUGGAGGAAAUUACAACAUCGCCAGCAUUGACAUCAAGGGUGAGAAUGGGCAACCUGGGAUGUACAUGUCUCCACUCCUUCCCCCUCCACAUUGUGCAUCGAAGCUGAUCACUCGUUCUGAUGACACUGAAGAAGUUGUAAAAGAACGGCUUCGCAUAUACAAUGAGCUGACAAAACCUGUGGAAGACUUUUAUAGACAGCGGGGCAAGUUGUUAGAGUUUGAUCUACCAGGAGGGAUCCCAGAGUCAUGGCCAAAGCUGCUUCAAGCUUUGAACCUUGGAGACAAUGCUAAUAAAAAAUCUGCAGCAGCAUAAUUUCUGACGUAUUGUAUCUAGAAGAUGGGAGUUGGUUCAUUCUUUGUAUGCCAAAGGUGUCAUUGCUAUUUAUUUCAAAUGGUGUAGCGGGAUGUAUAGAAAAUAAGCACGAGUCUGCCGGAGCAAUUUAACGUAACCAGUUGCAGGUGAACGUCUCUAGAAUCAUCAUGGCAUUUGGAUGCUAAAGGAUUAACUGUAUAAGUUAUAUAAUUGAUUGAUGAUUCAUUCUCACUUGAAGCAUAUUCCAGUUGAGAUUGGCAGGAAA
Molecule: messenger RNA, 1357 nt
Organism: Eucalyptus grandis
Lineage: Eukaryota; Viridiplantae; Streptophyta; Magnoliopsida; Myrtales; Myrtaceae
Product: probable adenylate kinase 6, chloroplastic
Exons: 4
Coding region: 250-1092 (280 amino acids)
Biological process (GO): nucleobase-containing compound metabolic process
Cellular component (GO): cytoplasm; mitochondrion
Molecular function (GO): ATP binding; AMP kinase activity
Source: RefSeq, a predicted model, not a curated record